Molecule: messenger RNA, 1908 nt
Organism: Stomoxys calcitrans (stable fly)
Lineage: Eukaryota; Metazoa; Arthropoda; Insecta; Diptera; Muscidae
Product: leucine-rich repeat neuronal protein 1
Exons: 1
Coding region: 396-1811 (471 amino acids)
Cellular component (GO): extracellular matrix
Molecular function (GO): protein binding
Source: RefSeq, a predicted model, not a curated record
GGUCUUUUGAACUGAACUGAGUUGUACUGUGACGCUGGGUGUUUGGCAGGGAUGGGUUGCAGGGCCACAACAAUGGCAAGCGACGCUAAACUUAUCGAGAAAUAACCAGCCAAGAUAAGAUAAGGCCAUCAAUGGAAAAUGCUAUGGAUGGAAUGAAUGAAUGGCUCUUAGGUAUUGGAAUGGCUGAACCGAACAUUAGUAUUGAUUAUAUUUCCCCAGCAGGUGGAGGAGGCCACUACAGAGUACCGGCCACACAGAGGCGCAAAAAGACGAACAAGCAGAAGCAUAAACGUAACUCAACUUAAACGGCACACUUUUAUCGGAAUUGCGUGAAUAAAAAAGUUAAUCAAAGAACGAACAAAAAGACAGCACUAAAAUUGAAUCAUCCCCCAGUUAUGGUGACUAAGUCCAAAAUGGAAUUAUGCCUGAUGGUGGUGGCGGUGGCGGUGAUGGCCUUGGGUAUGGCUUCCGGAGAGGCUUUGGAUUUUAGCGAGUACAUUGAGGUGGAAAGGUUCUGCUAUCCCGAACAACACAAGAACACUCGCAAGUCCUGCGAAUGCAUUAACGAAAAUUCCCCACCCUGGGGUUUGCGUGUGGUGCAUAUUGACUGCAGUUUCAAGAAUCUCAACACUGAGGACUUUUCCGAAAUGUUGCCCUUGUAUGCCGAUCGUGUCGACCUAACCUGGAACUCGUUGCGACGAGUGCCCAUGCUUUCCAGUGACACGCUGCGCUUGCUGAAUUUAAUGCACAACAAUAUUUCCUCGCUUUCGAGUCGCAACUUCAUCAACGUGGGCAAUUUACAGGAGCUAUAUCUGGGCUGGAAUAGCAUUCAAUCCAUUGAAGCAAACGCCUUUGAGGGUCUGGGCUAUCUGCUGGUGCUUGACUUGUCCCACAACAACCUGCACCAGUUGAGUUUCCAGAUCUUUUCACCCCUCAAAACAUUGGAGUCUCUUUCCUUGUCCUGGAAUCGUCAGCUGAACCAAAGCGAAGGCAUUCAGGAAUUGGAUUUCUAUCAGAACUAUGGGCUCAACGUCAAGCUAAGGGCGCUCAAAUUGGAGGCCUGCAACUUGGCCAAUCUGACGUUGCCACAGCAAGUUGUGCUCAAGGAAUUAGAUCUGAGACGUAAUGGGCUAACAGAAGUUCCCGAACAUUUGCCAUCCUCCUUGGAAAAAAUCGAUUUGAGCGAAAACCUCUUUCUGACCCUCAGCGAGAAUGACAGCAAGCGUUUGAUGCAAAUCCAUGAACUUUAUAUGGAGGAUAUGCCCCGUCUGCACACCCUUGAGGAGAAUGCCUUUGUGCCACUGCACUCGUUGGAGAAGGUCAGCUUUCAGAAUAGUCGCGGUCUGGCCACAGUACAUGGCCAUGCCUUUGGUGAGAAUGCCACCAGGCCCCCCCAUCUACACUCGAUGAUAUUUCGCGGUACUGGCCUGCGCACUUUCAAUGCCACUCUUGCUCCGGUAUUUUUCCAACUGUCCUCGCUGGAUCUACAAGGUAUGCAGCUACAUUGCAACUGCAAAUUAGUCUGGCUCAAAGAUCUGGCCUUGGAGACGAAUGGCCGCUGCUUUAAGCCCUCACGGCUGCGUGGCAUCCUCUUGACCUCGGCCGAUCCCAAUGCAUUCAGCUGUGAACGUUGGCCCCGUUGGGUGUAUGGCCUAAUCAUCUUGGCUUUGAUAGUUCUCUGCUCGGUUUGUAUCUACUGGAUUGUGAUGUGUCUAAGGCCGUACGGAAAGGUGACAAUGCGACGCAAGGUGGGGCCCGGCAGUCCAUAUUCUCGAGUAACGAUUAUGCCGAAUCGUCAGGAGUAUUACUAAUUGUUAUUGUAUUCAGCCAUUAUAAAAACACACACAAUCUAUAGUACAUAAAUAAAUUUAGCUUUAAGUGUUUGUGCAUUAUCUUCUUUCUACUUGA